AUGGCGGAUGAACAAAAAACAUUAAGUCCUCGAACUAAAAAGGUUUUUGUCAACCUCAUCGACUCAUAUUCUUCCAAAUGCAUCGGGAAGUUCCUGUCAAACUGUAUUCCUGGAGCGUCUUUGGAGGACGAUGAGGGCGAGGAAGAAAACGCAAUAACUUUUCAGAUAGUGGGAACAGUCGAAACCACGACGGAUAAACGAGGGUCUCGUUUUUCAUCGGAUGAGUAUUGUGGUGUUGGCCGUGAAGACCUCCUACAACGUCUGAUGGAAUGCGAUGUUAUCGUUUAUAACAUCAGCGAAAACUCUGCGCAAUUGGAUGAGGCGUCUUGGGCGAUAUCUGCACUGCAUAGUGAAAUAAAUAAUUUUGGUGGUCCGAAGAUGUUUAUCUUGAUAUCAACCGUGAUGACGUGGGCCCUGACCAAACCAAUUGACCCAGAUGACCUGGACAUCCCUUUCACAGAGGAAGACUACAGAAGAAGACGACCCCAUCCAAAUUUUAAAGAACACAUUAGUAUAGAAAGACUUGUGCUUAAAAUGGGCAAAAUGAAAAAGUCCAGAUUGUCUACCUAUGUUGUGGCUGCUGGUCUACAAUAUGGAAUGGGAGAGAACAUAUUUCACUACUUCUUCAGGGCCUCUUGGUUGGGUGAGGUUUCCAGAGUUCCUGUUUUUGGAUCAGGCAGUAAUGUCAUUCCAACAAUACAUGUCAAUGACCUAGCAGGCUUGAUCCAGAAUAUUAUUGACCACAAACCAAAGACGCACUACUUAAUGGCUGUGGAUGACUCCGAUAAUACAUUUGAAGACAUUGUCAAGACAAUCAGCAGUGUUCUUGGUCCAGGCAAAAUAGAAAAAGUACCAAAAGAAGAGGCAUUCCUCAUCAAAGAUUUCACGCAAGGGCAAAUUGACUCCCUGUCCAUCAGCCUGCACACAGAAGCUGUCUUUUUGAAGAACCGUUUUAAUAUCCACUGGGUGUGCGAGUCAGGGAUGGUCGCAAGCAUUGACCAUGUGGUAAAAGAAUACAGACAAAACAGACAAUUGCUGCCAAUCCGUGUCUGCAUCCUAGGACCACCUGCAGUGGGUAAAACCACAGUGGCGGCAAAGAUAUGCAAGCAUUACAAAAUCCAUCAUGUCACAGUCAAGGAUGCCAUCGCUGAGAAAAUUACACAGCUGGAGGAAGUGCUUCAGAUGGACAGUCAAGAGGAUGAGAGUUUUGACGCCUUAGCUGCACAGGAACUGUUGGAUUCUCUGAAGGACAACAUGAAUCAGAAUGGAGGUCGAUUGGAUGACCAGCUUGUUUUUCAAAUUCUGAGAGAGAAGCUGAAUUCAAAACCAUGCAGAAACCAAGGGUUUGUUCUGGAUGGCUAUCCUAAGACAUAUGAUCAAGCCAAGGAGAUGUUUUAUGGUGAAGAGGAAACUGAAGAGGACACCAAAUCCAAAAUGCCUCCAUUUAACCAGAACAUCAUCCCAGACUAUGUUUUCUCUCUGGAUGCCACGGAUGAAUUCCUGAAAAUACGUGUGCAGAACCUUCCAGAGAGUAUGGUAGAGGAUACGCACUAUGCUCGGGACCAGUUCCUCCGCCACCUGGCUGAAUUCAGGGACUGUAGUUUGCAGGAUGAAACUGUGCUGGACUACUUUGAUGAGCUGGAGAUUCAUCCCGAACACAUGGAAGUUACCGGGGAGGAUUCUGAAUACUUGGCUGUGACUGAGAAAAUCAUCAGGGCUGUGGGGAAAGCCAAAAACUAUGGCCCCUCGGCUGAGGAGCAGGAGGAGGAGGUGCAUAGGAAUGAUGAAGAGAAGAUAAAGCUGCUGGCAGAAGAGAGGGAAGAGAGAGUGAGAAGGGAUGCAGAGGAGGCAGUUUGGCGGGCAGCUCAGUUAGAGGAAUGGAGUAAAAAUCGAAAGGAGGUGAAAAGACAGGAGCAAGAGUUGCUGGAGGCUCGUUCCAUCCCCUUAAGGAACUAUCUGAUGAAGAAUGUGAUGCCCACCGUCACCCAUGCACUAAUUGAAUGUUAUAAAAUCAAACCAGAUGACCCAGUUGACUUUCUGGCUGAAUAUCUCCUAAGGAACAGUGCUCUUGUUGACUGAAUCUCGAAAAUGGCUAACCAUGGACGUAAUAUGUUCUAUAAAUGUCUACUUGUCAACUAUUUUAAAUCCCUUUAUAAUAUGUGCAGCUUGUCUUUCAUUGUUAAGAAAACAUUCCACACACCAUUACACAGCCACCUGAUCUGUUGACAGAAGACAGGAUGGAUCCAUGGAUUCACGUUUUGGUGCACCUGUGCACACUGUGGCCUCCGUUUCCUGUUCUUACCUGACAGGAAUUGAACCCGGUGUGGUCUUCUGCUACUGUAGGCUGUAGCCCAUCCACUUCAAGGUUUGAUGUGUUGUGUGAUCACAGGUGCUUUUUGCAUACCACUGUUGUAAAACUUUUUUGUUAUUCUUGCCUCCCUGUCAACUUGAACCAGUCUGGCCAUUCUUUGACCUCUCUCAUUUACAAGGCUUUUCACCCACAGAACUGCUUAUUUGGUGUUCUUUGUUUUUGCACCUGUCUCUCUAAACUGUUGUACAUGAACAUCCCAGGAGAUAUGAGAUACUCAAACAAACAAUCCAGCGAACCGACAAUCAUUCCAUGGUCGAAGCCACUUGGAUCCCAUUCUGAUCCCAUCAUCAUCAUCAACAACAACUGAACCUCUUGACCAUGCAUGUUUUUAUGCGUUGAGUUGCUGCCGCAUGAUUGGCUGAUUAGUUGUUUGCAUUAACAAGAUGGUGUAGGUAUCAUCCUUAUGCAGUGGUCAAUGAGUGUGUAUGUAUGACAGAAAUGUUAUGAUACUUGCUGUACAAAAACCCCUAGACUAGCCGAUUAAAACUCUUAAUAGCAUAACCCCAGUUAAACAGCAAGCCAAUAAAUGUUUUAUGUACUAAUAAUAAUUCACAAAUGAGUAUUAACAAUAUUACGUUUUGAUGGAUUUUUAUUGAAAACAAUUAUGAUGCAUAAUUAUAAUUAUAUUCGUUGGAUAUACAAUUAUGACUGACAUUGGUAAUAAACAAUAAUUGUCCUGUUUUUGAACAAUCAACAUAAAUGACAUUACCUGUAUUGUUGGGCUAUGUGACAAA
Molecule: messenger RNA, 3105 nt
Organism: Conger conger (European conger)
Lineage: Eukaryota; Metazoa; Chordata; Actinopteri; Anguilliformes; Congridae
Product: adenylate kinase 7-like
Exons: 18
Coding region: 1-2079 (692 amino acids)
Biological process (GO): nucleobase-containing compound metabolic process
Cellular component (GO): cytoplasm
Molecular function (GO): AMP kinase activity; ATP binding
Source: RefSeq, a predicted model, not a curated record